AGUUGUGCCCCAGAGUCCUGUACUCUAGCUUCCCCUGGCCUCAGACAUGGCUCAUCUGGUCCUGCCUGUCUUCCUUGCGCUUAGUUUCUCCUUGCUCUGCUGCAGCCGUCCAUCUCGCACAAGGAAAGCUGUUUCGUCCCGCCAGUCUGGAGCUGCAGAGGAUGAAGAUGUGAAAACCCAGAUUGAGAAGUUGUGGCAGGAGGUGAACUUACUGAAAGAGAUGCAAGCAUUGCAAACAGUGUGUCUGCGGGGAAUCAAAGCACACAGGAAGUGCUAUCUUCUAAGUGAGGAGCCCAAACAUUACCAUGAGGCAAACGAAGACUGCAUUGCUCAGGGAGGGACCCUUGCGACACCACGAGAUAUGAUGGAGAACAACGAGGUGAGGGACUAUGCAAAGAGAAGCAGCCCAGGAAUAAAGGAGUUCUGGAUCGGUGUGGCAGACAUAGUGAAGGAAGGCCAGUAUGUUGAUGUCAACAGCAUGCCAGUCAGCUUCUUCAACUGGGAUCGUUCCAAGAAGCAGCCGACGGGGACAAAGAGAGAAAGUUGUGUUGCUCUUUCCCUGACUGCUCAGGGAAAGUGGUAUGAUGAGGUAUGCCGCAGCCUGAAGAAGUACAUCUGUGAAUAUAUCAUUCCCUGAAGGAGACAGGGGUCUUGCUGGUAAUUUAAUUGACAGGAAAUCAACCAUUCACAAGAGAUAUUGAAUUGCUGCUGCUAAGCUUCAACAAAACACAGUAACUCUGCACAAGAGAAGCAAGUUAAAGAUUUUCUGGAGAAAAAUCUUUCUCCAGAAACAUCUCCAAACAUGUGACAAAUUUUUGUUUGGGGUCCAAAGAAUAUAAUGACUGAAUAUCACCUUUUUUUUUCUUUCUUUUUUUUAUCAUCAUCAAUUGUGAAAAAAAGUAAACUAAACAAACAAUCACGCAAAACUGGUUUGUCAGUACUUUUUUUCUUUGGGAUGAAUUUGUGCUGAUUUCAGGUGUGUCAAGUUAACUUGAUCAAUUUUUGAUAAAUAAAAG
Molecule: messenger RNA, 1016 nt
Organism: Poeciliopsis prolifica (blackstripe livebearer)
Lineage: Eukaryota; Metazoa; Chordata; Actinopteri; Cyprinodontiformes; Poeciliidae
Gene: clec3a
Product: C-type lectin domain family 3, member A
Exons: 3
Coding region: 47-637 (196 amino acids)
Source: RefSeq, a predicted model, not a curated record